AAGCCGUUUGCCGAAUAGGUUGCGUACCCUCUCCUUCUCUCUCUACCUAUCUGAAAACAUGUCUAUGAUCACGGUGAAGAUUCGCUCUUCAGUUGGAUCAACCUUUGAACUCCAGAUCGAGCCCGAUGGUCUCACCGUCGGCGAUCUCAAACAGCUUUUAACUGACCAUAUAGCUGGCGCUACAGCUGCCGAUCUUCGGCUCGUGUACUCUGGACGCAUCUUGAAGGAUCCUGAUACGCUCUCUUCUUAUGACAUUCGUGAUGGACAUGUUAUUCAUGUCGUCAAAAGUGGAAGCAGCAAAGCACAGGGACCUACUAGUCCUACCUCAACGACACAAGCGUCGACCACACCCAUCUCUCCGUCUGUUGGAGCAACGCAGGAAAGCAGAUCUCCCACCAACCCGCCUUUUGCAAGUGGUCUUGGCGGUUUUGGCGGACUUGGUGGCAAUAUGCCAGACCCAGAGACCAUGCGAGGCAUGAUGGAGUCUCCUAUGAUGCAGAGUAUAAUGAAUAAUCCAGAAAUGAUGCGAUCUAUAAUGAUGAGCAAUCCUCAAAUUCGGGCUAUGAUUGAACAGAACCCCGAGAUUGGUCACGUCAUUAACGACCCAAACUUCUUGAGGCAAUCCAUGCAAAUGAUGAGGAACCCAGAAUUAAUGCGAGAAAUGCAACGAAACAAUGACCGAGCCCUAUCCAACAUUGAGGCUAUUCCUGGUGGUUUUAACCAUUUGAGACGCAUGUACAGUACACUGCAGGAUCCUUUGGAAUCAGCUGCUCGUUCAUCAGGCCCGGAAUCGGAAGAAGCUAGUCAAAGACUGGCUGAAAGACUGAACGUCCAAAAUGUGCCAGAGAACCAACUCAACACGCAGGCAUUACCAAACCCAUGGGCACCCGCUAGCAACACUCGACAAACGUCUCCCAGCUCUCAACCACCCUUUGCAGCUAACCCAUUUGCCGCCUUGGGUGGUGGUGGCGGUCUUUCGUCAUCGCCAUUUUUCAAUAUGAAUCCUACUAAUUCAGGUACAAGUGGUGGUAACCAGACAAAUGACAACACUGGGACCAAUUCACCGCCACUUUGGAUGAAUCCUGAUUUUAUGCAGUUUAGUAUGCGUAUGCAACAAAUGAUGCAACAGCAGCAACAACCGCAAACGGAGGGAGGGAAUACAACGCCUACACCGUUCCCAAUGUUCAAUCCUUUCGGCAUGACACCACCCAGCAGCAGUACAACCAAUACCCCCAGCCAACCACCAGAACAACGAUUUGCAUCUCAAAUCACUCAGUUGGAAGAAAUGGGAUUUUCCGAACGUGAUCGUAACGUUCGAGCUUUAUUAGCAACGGGAGGGGAUGUUCAAGCCGCCAUCGAAUACCUUUUGUCUCAAUAAUUAUUGUAAUAUAGAACACUUCAAGUUCAUUAAAGCAUAUAUAAGCUUGGCGUAUGGGUGUGCGAGUGAA
Molecule: messenger RNA, 1448 nt
Organism: Umbelopsis ramanniana AG
Lineage: Eukaryota; Fungi; Mucoromycota; Umbelopsidomycetes; Umbelopsidales; Umbelopsidaceae
Exons: 6
Coding region: 59-1378 (439 amino acids)
Biological process (GO): ubiquitin-dependent protein catabolic process
Cellular component (GO): cytosol
Molecular function (GO): polyubiquitin modification-dependent protein binding
Source: RefSeq, a predicted model, not a curated record